UUUUCUAACUUUCAGAGCAUCUUUAAGUCUCUUCGAGACAGAAGCUAUUUUACAAUGCUGAAGCUGACCCUUGUGCUGUUGGGCGUGAGCGCCUGCUUGGCCUACCCCGGUGAGACGGAGGUGGAAGGUCGUGGGGCUCUACUCGGCGGAGGCCUCGGAGGUCCCGGCCUGGUCGGCGGGGGCGUCGGCCCUGGCUUCGGUGGUGGCUACGGUGGUGGCUACGGUGGCGGCGUUGGUGGCUUCGGAGCAGGCUACGGACACCAGGCCGGCGCGUCUCAGGGCGGCUUCCAGGCCGGAGCCGCUGGGCACAAGCAAGGCAGCGGCGGCUUCGACUCCGGAAACCAGUACAAGAACGUGCAGGGCUACAGCAACUCGGCGGGACACCGCAACAGCCAGGGAUUCUCUUCGUCCAGCAACAACCAGUACGGAUCGGGCUUCGGCCAGGGCUCCGCGGGCUUCAAGGGCGGUGCCGCUGGAUCCCAGGGCUCCUACGGCUCUCAGGGCUUCGGCACUCAGGGUUUCGGCGUCGGUCAUGGCGUUGGCUAUUAAAUGAGCGGUGACGACAAAGACCAAGACCAAAGCAAGGAACACUAGGCGCACUAAAGCCGCUUGGUUGCAACUUUGAAGGAAUCAGAACGGAAGUGUAUAUAAACGAAGGAAUAAACUUUUUCGUCACAAUAA
Messenger RNA from Ixodes scapularis (black-legged tick), 681 nucleotides. RefSeq names its product glycine-rich protein 5. The transcript has 3 exons. The record is from RefSeq and is a predicted model, not a curated record. The coding region runs from base 55 to 549 and encodes 164 amino acids. NCBI's taxonomy places the organism in Eukaryota, Metazoa, Arthropoda, Arachnida, Ixodida, Ixodidae.